UCAACAACGUCCCAUACUGUUAUUUUGAUUAUAAAUUAUUAAUAAUUUUAGUUCCAAUUAAUACUUUAGUUUGAAAGUUUCCAGAAUGUUUCGUAGCGCAAAGAUGACUCUGUGCAACAUUUACGUGCAGCCGCAGGCAGCGUUCCUGACAUUGUCUCGACUCGGGGACAUGGGCUGUGUCGAGUUCCUAGAUUCAAACAGCAGCGUCCAAGCCUUUCAAAGGAAGUACGUUCCCGAGCUAUGCCGAUGUGAGGAGCUGGAGCGCAAGCUGCGGCUGAUGGAGGCCGAGCUGAAGAAGGACGGCAUCGCCAUCGCACCGCUCCAGCUGAACCCCAAGCCGGUGCAGCAGCAGGAUAUGAUCGCGUUUGAAAAUCUCCUCGAAGAAUGGACGACAGAUAUAGAGGAGAUGACCACAAACAACCAGACUCUGCUGAAGAACUACUUGGAACUAAGCGAAAUGUUGUAUGUGCUCACGACCCUGAGUCCAAUAUUCGGCUCAGCGGACCUAGAGCGCGAUCCCAGAUACGCAAAAGCAACUGGAUCUCGACCGGAGUCAAAGUUUGGACUGACUGGACACUUGGUGGUGGUGACGGGUGUGGUCAGGAGGGCUCGCAGCCACGCGUUUGAGACCAUGCUGUGGAGGAUCUCGCACGGGAACCUGUUCUACCGAGUGGCUGCUGAGGACAAGACCCUGGUGGAUCCGGCCACGGACCAGCAAAUACGAAAGGUGGCGUUCAUAAUAAUUUGCCACGGCGAUGAACUAGGGAACAGAGUGAAGAAGAUUUGUACCGGGUUCAAAGCCAAUCUCUACAACUGCCCGACAACGCAGGAAGAACGGGAGGAAAUGAUAUACAAACUACAAGUGCGACUCGAUGAUAUUGAACAGGUAAUGAAAAAGACAAAAUACCAUCGAUGCAAGGCAUUGAGAUCCGUAGGUCGGCAAUUUAGUCCAUGGAUGGCAUCAACUAAGAAGUCGAAAGCGAUCUAUCAUACGAUGAACCUAUUUUCGCUGGAUAUUACUAAGGAAUGCUUGAUAGGACAAUGCUGGGUACCAACUGACCAAUUGAAGGCUGUCCAAGACGUUUUAGAGGCUACUUCGAAAGAGAGUGGGGCAGAAGUGGAGUCGUUCAUCAGUGUGGCUACCACGACCGACGCGCCGCCCACCUUCUACCGCACUAACAAGUUCACGAAUGCGUUUCAACUUCUCAUCAAUGCGUAUGGAGAUGCAACGUACCGAGAACUUAAUCCUGGAUUAUACACAGUAAUAACUUUUCCAUUUUUGUUCGCUAUGAUGUUUGGAGACAUAGGACACGGGUUAUUGAUGCUAUUAUUCGGAGUUUGGAUGGUCUAUCAUGAGAAAAAAUUCAUAGCUGAACGGUCAGAUAAUGAAAUCUGGAAUAUAUUUUUUGGUGGUCGCUAUGUAAUUCUACUUAUGGGAGCAUUCUCAAUAUACACCGGGUUUAUCUACAACGACUGUUUCGGAAAAAACCUUUCUCUGCAGAAUUCAAUGUGGAAGAACCCCCAUUCUCUGGAAGUGCUGAUGGGUCCGCAAAAGACCAACUUUCUCGAUGCCUUCGGCAAAGGGCCGAAUCGUACUGCACCACCAAAAACGUACUGGUUUGGGAGAGAUCCCGCUUGGAGUAUGGCUAAAAACAAAAUGGUUUUCGAGAACUCUCUCAAAAUGAAAUUAUCAAUAGUAGUGGGUGUAAUGCACAUGGUUUUCGGUAUCAUUCUUAGUUUUUUCAACCACAUGCAUUUCCGUCACACACACGCAAUCUUUUUGGAGUUUUUACCACAAAUCAUAUUUCUGAACUGUCUUUUCAUGUAUCUUGUCUUCAUGAUGUUUUUCAAGUGGUUCACAUAUUCCAUGUAUUCAGAUACGCAUGAGACAAGAGAACAUUGCGCUCCUUUACUCCUCAUAUAUUUCAUAGACAUGGUAUUGUUCCGCGACACAAAACCAGUGGAAGAAGACUGCAAUGCGUACAUGUUUGCGAACCAACCCUACAUACAAAAAUGCCUCGUGUUGGUCAGUCUUGUUUGUGUUCCGAUCAUGCUGUUUGGGUCACCGGUCUGGGUCAGCCGCGUCAAUGCUAAGAAGAGAGCUGGACUUCGAUUCCAAAAGAAGCAUUUUAAGGGUACCCACGGGGUCCUGGCGCACCGCCGGUUCCGACAUUCCGAUGCCUUCGCUGAAACUGACCAAACGAAGGAGCUGACAGAACUGGAAAACAUGGAGAGGAAAUAUAGAGAGCUGCAUGCAAAGAUGGAAGCGGAAGUGGCGGCAAAAUACCCGGGUUUUGGAGAACUGAUGAUCACUCAAAGUGUUCACACCAUAGAGUUUGUGUUAAGUACUGUGUCGCAUACGGCGUCGUAUCUCCGCUUGUGGGCGCUGUCUUUGGCACAUGCACAAUUAUCCGAGAUGUUGUGGGAUAUGGUUUUUGGCAAACUUGCUCUUGCAGAUCACAGUUGGCUGGGAAUUUUAAAAGUAUUUGUCGUAUUUUCUGUGUGGGCUUCGUUUACUCUCACAAUUAUGGUGCUAAUGGAAGGGCUUUCGGCGUUUCUUCACACACUACGACUCCACUGGGUAGAAUUUAUGAGUAAAUUCUUCAUAGGCGGUGGUUACGCUUUUCGUCCAUUUUGUUUUGCUGACAUUAUUUACGAGAAUGAAACAGUGGACCUGAAUGUUUGUGCAAAGAAGGCCAAGGACAUGUUAGCCAAGAAGACCGCAGCCGAACAAAGAAAGACGGAAGACCAAUUUAGAGUUCCCUCAUAAAUAUCAGAGAUACCAUGGAGAUACGAUAAUCGAAUCGAAUCUCGGAUCUCGAAUUGGCAGUCGAAGAAAUAAGGACGAGGCCCCGUUGCAAAAUACGGUGGGUAGCGUCGCGUCGCGUCGUCUCGCUGCCAUACACUUUUAGGACAUUUAUUGGACAAAUGGACAAUCGUUCCUUUGGGACGACGCGACGCGGCACAACGCAGCGCAAUGAACCAAUGGGGCCUCAUCACUAUUGUAGUCGUUAGAGGUUGACAUCGCUUUAGUAGU
Molecule: messenger RNA, 3037 nt
Organism: Plutella xylostella (diamondback moth)
Lineage: Eukaryota; Metazoa; Arthropoda; Insecta; Lepidoptera; Plutellidae
Product: V-type proton ATPase 116 kDa subunit a 1
Biological process (GO): vacuolar acidification; proton transmembrane transport
Cellular component (GO): plasma membrane; vacuolar proton-transporting V-type ATPase, V0 domain; vacuolar proton-transporting V-type ATPase complex
Molecular function (GO): ATPase binding; proton-transporting ATPase activity, rotational mechanism
Source: RefSeq, a predicted model, not a curated record